AUGACCACGGGCACUCGGCUUCCCCGCCGGUCAAAUCAGGCAUUCCGCACUGAGCGCGACACAUUUGGUGAGCUCAAGGUCCCUGCCGAUCGCUAUUGGGGCGCGCAGACACAACGGUCAUUACAAAACUUUGAUAUCGGUGGUCCCUCCCAGCGACUACCACCCCCUCUGAUCAAGGCUUUUGGCGUGCUGAAGAAGGCUGCUUCCAUCGUCAAUGUCAGCUAUGGCAUGGAUCCUAAGGUUGGCGAAGCCAUUCAGACGGCUGCUGAUGAUGUCAUAUCUGGAAAGCUCAUGGAUCACUUCCCCUUGGUUGUCUUCCAAACUGGAAGUGGGACUCAGAGUAACAUGAAUGUAAACGAGGUCAUAUCGAAUCGUGCGAUAGAACUCCUUGGCGGUGAACUUGGGUCUAAGAAACCAGUCCAUCCUAAUGACCACGUUAACAUGAGCCAGAGUAGUAAUGACACAUUCCCAACAGCUAUGCACGUCGCUGCUGUGACUGAAAUUAACCAUUCGUUGCUUCCAGCACUGACGCAACUCAGGGAUGCUCUUAACGAAAAGGCUGAGCUUUUCAGCGGGAUUAUCAAAAUCGGACGCACGCACUUGCAGGAUGCCACACCUCUGACGCUUGGCCAAGAAUUCAGUGGAUAUGUCCAGCAAAUCGAUAAUGGCAUUGCUCGUGUCCAAAAUGUCAUUCCUCGCUUGAGCCUUCUUGCUCAGGGCGGCACUGCGGUUGGCACAGGUCUGAACACCAAGAAGGGUUUCGACGUCAAGAUUGCUGCCGAGAUCUCUACCAUUACAGGCUUGAAGUUCCAGACCGCGCCUAACAAGUUCGAAGCUCUAGCCAGUCACGAUGCCCUGGUUGAGGCUCAUGGUGCUCUGAAUGUCAUCGCGUGUUCCCUGAUGAAGAUCGCCAAUGACAUUAGAUUCCUUGGUUCUGGCCCUCGGUGUGGCUUUGGUGAACUAAGCCUCCCUGAAAACGAGCCUGGCAGUAGUAUCAUGCCUGGCAAAGUUAAUCCCACGCAGUGCGAGGCUGUGACAAUGGUCGCCGCUCAAGUUAUGGGUAACCAAACUGCUGUUAGCGUUGCUGGAGCCAGCGGACAAUUUGAGCUCAACGUCUUCAAACCGGUCAUAAUCAUGAACGUGCUACAGAGCAUUCGCCUUCUUUCUGAUGCCUCACGGUCUUUCACUAAGCAUUGCAUAAGUUUGAUGCUUGCAACGAUUUUGAACAGCCACCUUGGCUAUGAUAACGUGGCCAAGUGCGCAAAGAAAGCGCACAAGGAAGGAACUACGCUGAAGGAAGCAACUGUUGCCCUCGGAUAUCUUACACCUGAAGAGUUCGACUCAAAAGUGAGACCAGAGCUGAUGUUAUACCCAGAUGACAUAUAG
Messenger RNA from Suillus subalutaceus, 1386 nucleotides. RefSeq names its product L-Aspartase-like protein. The transcript is spliced from 13 exons. Bases 1 to 1386 code for a protein of 461 amino acids. Gene Ontology annotation, molecular function: fumarate hydratase activity. Lineage: Eukaryota; Fungi; Basidiomycota; Agaricomycetes; Boletales; Suillaceae. Gene Ontology annotation, cellular component: mitochondrion; tricarboxylic acid cycle heteromeric enzyme complex. Gene Ontology annotation, biological process: fumarate metabolic process; malate metabolic process; tricarboxylic acid cycle. The record is from RefSeq and is a predicted model, not a curated record.